CCAAGAGAAGAAGCCAGAGAUGGAGGGAAGGGGACCCAAAUUGUUGCCAAUAUGGAAGUAUAGAAGGGAAUUAGUGGCUGCUGUGGGAGAAAAUGGCUGUCUGGUGGUGACAGGAGAGACAGGGAGUGGGAAGACCACCCAGCUCCCCAAAUAUCUCUACCAAGAAGGUCUGGCAAAGCACGGGGCAAUCGCCGUGACGCAGCCGCGGCGAAUGGCCGCCAUCUCAGUUGCGGAGAGAGUGGCGGAGGAGAUGGGCUGCCCUUUAGGGAGCGUUGUCGGAUACCAGGUCCGAUUCGAAGAAUGCAUCUCGGAGGAAACGUCCAUCAAGUACAUGACAGAUGGCUGCUUGUUGAGACAGAUACUGGCAGACCCCCAUUUGACCAAAUACAGUAUUGUGAUCCUCGAUGAAGCGCACGAGAGGAGCCUGAGUACGGAUAUCCUGUUUGGCUUGCUGAAGCAGAUGUUACACAAGAAGAAGCCUCCUGAAAGAAAGAAACCCCUGAAAGUGGUGGUGAUGUCGGCCACCCUGGAUACCGACAAGUUCUCUGAGUUCUUCAACGGGUGCUUGGUGAUGGAUAUCCCAGGACGAAACUAUCCUGUUAAGGAGAUCUUCUGUGGUGCCCUGGGACCGAAAGAUGCUGAAAGUUCUGCAUAUGUUACAGAGACCAUCAAAGUGACCUUGGACAUCCAUUUGAAUGGCGCGGCCGGAGACAUCCUGGUUUUUCUGACUGGCCAAUCUGAGAUUGAAAGAACAUGCGAGUUGCUUUUCCAGAAAGCGGAGCGGAUCGAUUACCGUUUUGAUGUGAGAGAGAGUGCUGUCGAAGGGUUGCUUAUACUCCCCUUGUAUGGCUCAAUGCCGACAGAUCAGCAGAGAAAGAUAUUCCUUCCUCCGCCUCCGGGGAUAAGGAAAUGUGUGGUGGCCACCAACAUCGCCGCAACGUCUCUCACCAUCGAUGGGAUCAGGUUUGUGGUUGAUAGUGGGUUUGUGAAGCAAUUGAACCAUAACCCAAGAGUGGGCUUGGACAUGUUGGAGGUCGUCCCUAUUUCCAAAAGCGAAGCUUUGCAGCGAGCCGGGAGAGCUGGCAGGACAGCAUCUGGGAAAUGCUACCGGAUCUACAGCAAGGAAUUCUGGGAGCAAUGUAUGCCUGACCACAUGGUUCCAGAGAUAAAGCGAACCAGUUUGACAUCUGUGAUACUGACUUUGAAGUGCCUUGGGAUACAUGAUGUUAUCAGGUUUCCUUAUCUGGACCGCCCAGAAGAGAGACGCAUCCUGGAAGCCCUGAAGCAGCUUUACCAGUGCAGUGCCAUCGACAGGAGAGGCUACGUGACCAAACUGGGCGAGUUCAUAGUGCAGUUUCCCCUCCCUCCAAACCUAACUUGCGCCGUCAUCAAGGCAGCCUCUCUAGGCUGUGAAAACUUGCUGCUCCCAAUUGCCGCCAUGUUGUCGGUGGAGAAAGUCUUCAUUCGACCAGGCGAUCCUGAGAGCCAAAAAGAAGCUGAAGUCCGGCACCGAGAGCUGAUGUCGCAAGUGGGAGGCUGCAAUGACUUUGCCACUCUCCUGAACAUCUUUGAGCAAUGCAAGUCAAGCAAAUCCCCAUCGGCUUGGUGUCAGAAAAACUGGAUUCACUGGAGAGCGGUGAAACUUGCGUUCAGCGUGGAGGAGCAAAUUCGAGAAAUCACCAGCAAGCUUAAGCAACGGCCGGACUUUCCGAAAGAACAUUUUGACGGCUCGAGGAAUGAAAUAUUGAGGCGAUGUCUGUGUGCAGGCUAUUUCGCCAACGUUGCCAGGAGAUCGGUUGGCAAGUCGUUCUGCACCAUGGACGGCCACGGCAGCACCGUGCACAUUCACCCUUCGUCGGCUCUCCAUGGCCAGGAAGCCCAGCUGGAAUGGAUCCUGUUUCACGACGUGCUGGUCACCUCCAAGAUUUACGUGAGGACCGUGUGUCCCAUUCGCUACGAAUGGGUGCAGGGCCUGUUGCCCCGGCUUCAUAAGAUCGAUGCCUAUGAGCUGAGCAGCAUGGCGCGGGAAGAAGUGACCGAGGAGGAACUCGCCAAGUGGAAGGACAAGGAGGAUCUGGAGAGGUGGACUGAAAAAUCAACGGGCGAGUCUGUGAAGAAAAUGGAGAAAAGGAAUGACGACCAAUCUAUACAGGACGCUCGUACCCGCUAUUUGGAGAGGAAGCAACUCCGAACGCAGGGCUUAAGUACCCCUUCGAAGGACGUGAGCUAACCCAGGAGCUACAGCCUUGCCUCUGUUCCACACGCUCUCCAUCACCCGCUGCGAUAGGUACACUUGCUUGAGAUGAAUUUCCGCUGCUCACCUUGUUGGAUGGAGAAUGAGGGAGUUACAACCCAGGAGGACCUUAGGGACAUCACAUUGCAUUGGAAAGGUGAAGCUCUGUUGAUGGAUAUAAGGAUCAUCUAUAAAGGAAAAGCUCCAUUUGAGAGUCCUGCAGGCAGUGGCUCAGACCUGGAGAUUCUGUGGUAUUAAAAUGAUCUCUUGUACCUUUUUACAGAAGAAAUUCCCCUUUUUGUGCAACAGAUUAGGCAGCCCAUUGGCUUUUGCAAACACACAACUGUGUUGUACUGACUGCUAAGACACAAGUGACACCCAUUUGACAGCGGAGACACAUUUUAUGGAGGUUGCGUCCAUGUUACAAACACGAACCGUCUGCUUUCUUUCCAUGGAACAUACAUUGCACCCUGCAAAUUUGUAGCUAGGAGAGAUGGAUAGUUUCCUAAUAAUUCUGGGGCAAGAUUGGCAUCGUGAGACUGCAAUUCCCAUUAGUUCUGCCCAGUGAAGGGUUCUGGGAGCUGUAGUCCAACCCAAAGAAAUUGUGAUUCCCAUCCUACAGCCCAAAAACCCAUUUGUGCUCAUGGUGCACAAACCUGGAGGGAACGUUCUGGUAUUGGAAGGCAGUGCUGUUUGAAUAAACUCCAAGACUUUUGGCUGUCUUUGCUGUGCUCCUUCCAAGCCCUUUUAUCAUAAACCUGCUUAAAUAUUUAUAGCUCUUCUUAUAUGUGCUUCUUACAGUGUUUCCAUUGAUCUCUCUCUCUCUCUCUCGGUGGCGCACUUUGAAACUGGCAUACAGUGAUGGGACAUUUUUGUUUUAACCUUUCUAAAAAAGAAAACUGUUUAAAAAGCAAGUUUAACAAGCUUUUAUUAGGACUAUCUCCUUCCUUCCUUCCUUCCUUCCUUCCUUCCUUCCUUCCUUCCUUCUUUCCUUUCUGUUUGCUGUGUUUUAAUGUAAACGGCGCCUGCCUCUGGAUUUUUAAAUGUUUGGUUUUUCCCUUUUGUUAAAAGAAAUGAAGUAAUUUUUAUAUGUUUGCGAUAAAGGUUUGACGGCUCAUAUUGAGCUCCUUUUUCA
This is a messenger RNA of Sceloporus undulatus (fence lizard), 3368 nucleotides long. It is a transcript of the gene DHX40, whose product is annotated as DEAH-box helicase 40. The transcript has 17 exons. NCBI's taxonomy places the organism in Eukaryota, Metazoa, Chordata, Lepidosauria, Squamata, Phrynosomatidae. Bases 20 to 2230 code for a protein of 736 amino acids. Gene Ontology annotation, cellular component: intracellular anatomical structure. Gene Ontology annotation, molecular function: RNA binding; ATP binding. The record is from RefSeq and is a predicted model, not a curated record.